Molecule: messenger RNA, 1071 nt
Organism: Polistes canadensis
Lineage: Eukaryota; Metazoa; Arthropoda; Insecta; Hymenoptera; Vespidae
Gene: St2
Product: sulfotransferase 1 family member D1-like
Exons: 7
Coding region: 1-1071 (356 amino acids)
Biological process (GO): sulfation
Cellular component (GO): cytoplasm
Molecular function (GO): sulfotransferase activity
Source: RefSeq, a predicted model, not a curated record
AUGCCGGUUAAAAUGCAUCGAAACCGGUUUGACAUACAUUGCAUUUUCGUUGAACCUUCCUCAGUCAGUAUAUCUCUUAACUUGAAUAGAAAAUCUAUAACAUUUUCAACAUUGGAAGGCGAUUCUGCUGAUAAAUUGGAUGAAAUAUAUAGAGUAAAACCAAGCUUUCUCAAAGUAGAACCAGGAUCCUGCUUAUUACCACCUAAUUAUGUGUUUUUUGCUAAAAAAAUAAGAGAUAUGAAAAUAUAUGAAGAUGACGUAUGGAUAGUUUCUCAUCCACGAACUGGCAGUCAUUGGGUACAAGAAAUGGUAUGGUGUAUCGGAAGUAAUUUCGAUUAUGAAGCCUCAAAAACUCUUCUGAUGAUUCGUAAUCCAUUACUCGAAGGAUCCGCUCUUGUGGUAACAGGAAAUUUUGUAGAUUGGUUUUCGAAGUUAGGUGACUCAGUUGAAAAUGUUAUAAAUGCUUCGCGACCUCGUUACAUUAAAACACAUUUACCAUGGGAUUUAUUACCUACAGAUAUUCAUUUAAAAAAGCCCAAAAUUAUAUACAUUACUAGAAAUCCUAAAGAUACUUGCGUGAGUUUUUAUCACUAUUGUAAAGUUUUUCAUAAUAUAAAAGGCAGCUUCGAAGAUUUUGCGGAAUUAUUUAUGAACGAGAAUGCUCCAAUGGGGCCAUUUUGGAAUCACGUGCUUCCUUUUUGGAAUGCUAGAAAACAAGAUAAUAUUUUGUUUUUAAAAUAUGAAGAUCUGAAAAAGGAUCAAGUUGAAAUAAUUAAAAAAACAACAAAAUUUCUUGACAAAACGAUAACAAAUGAACAAAUUAUUGAGCUUAGCGAACAUUUGAAAUUUUCUAAAAUGGCAGCAAAUCCUGCUGUAAAUUUAGAACAAAUAUUAAAACAGAAAGGUGCUGAUGAAAAUGAUCCUAAUGCAAAAUUUAUAAGAAAAGGCAAAGUUGGUGACUGGAAAAAUUAUAUGUCAGAAGAUUUAAGUAUAAAAUUCGAUAAUUGGAUGGAGAAACAUUUAGAAGGUACUGACUUAAAAUUAGAGACAGAAAUUUCAACGUGCGAAUAG